This is a messenger RNA of Acanthochromis polyacanthus (spiny chromis), 3182 nucleotides long. RefSeq names its product protein phosphatase 1 regulatory subunit 37. The record is from RefSeq and is a predicted model, not a curated record. Lineage: Eukaryota; Metazoa; Chordata; Actinopteri; Pomacentridae. The transcript has 11 exons. Gene Ontology annotation, molecular function: protein binding. Bases 73 to 1449 code for a protein of 458 amino acids.
UGCUUGAGCUAAACCAAUCUUUUAACGUCAGAUUCCAGCUGAAAGCUCCACGGUGGAGUCCUCCAGGAAGCGAUGACUCACUGCAGCGACAACAAUGAGGAGACUGAUGAUGGUACAGAGAAACCCAAAAGAAACCAGACAAAGAAAAGUAAAGGAGAGAAGCAUGUUUCUUUCCCCCCGGAUGAGCAGAUCGUAUCAGGCUUUGCUGAGUCCAGAACCGCUGACAGGAAGGCUUACAGCUGUCUCACCUUGGCGGAGGUGAUGGAGGCCUACCUGCAGAGCUGCAGCAGACACCAGGUCCAACCCAGAGAGCUCGUCCUGCAGCAGCUUCAGCAGGGUGUGUGUGUAGGUGGCAGCAUGGAGCGUCUGGAUCUCAAAGGUGAGCGAUUAGACCACCGCUCCUGUGAAGCUCUGGAAGUCGUCCUGAAAUCGCUGCACUUUGAUUUCAUCAAUCUGCAGGCAGCCCAACUGGAAGAAAAUGGAGCAUCGUCCUUGCUGGAUAUGAUUUUAUUCUAUGAAUCUACAACACAUCUUGACAUUUCUGACAACAGCAGUCUGGGAGCAUCAGGCUGGAGGGCCCUGGCUCAUUUGAUAAAGCAGAGUGUGCGUCUGUCCAGACUGGAUGUGUGUAACGUGUCCCUGGUCGACUAUCCAGCCCAGUCCCUAUCUAAAGCCCUGUUGACCAGCCGGCUCACAGCGCUGCACCUCCACAACACCCAGCUCAGCGGCAGGCCCCUGUACACCCUGGUUGGGACACUGAAGACAAACAGAGCUUUGAAAGAGCUUCACCUGACCAACAACCUGCUGAACAGCUACCAGGACGCCUUGCAUCUAGGAGACCUGCUGCGAUACAACUCGACUCUACAGACCCUGGAGCUCAGCGACAACGCUGUAGCAGAUGCUGGCCUGGAGGAGCUCUGCGAUGGUCUGAGGUGGCAGACAGCAGGUUUGAAGGUCCUCCUGCUGAGGAACAACCAGAUCACUGUAGAAGGGAUGCAUCAUCUGGCAAAGGCUCUGCCGGGGCUGAAGGUCCUGCAGGUUCUGGAUCUGGGUGCGAACCUCCUGGGGAACAAAGGGGUCCAGAUGAUCCGGGAGCCUCUGAUGAUGAACAGCUCGGUGCUGCAGCUCAGCCUGACCCAAGCUAACAUCACCUGUGAAGGUGUCGUAGCGCUGGCUGAGUUCCUGGCAGAGAGCCGUCAGAUUCAGAGGCUGGACCUCCGUCAGAAUGAGGUGAAGGUUGGAGGCCUGAUGGCUCUGAGUCUGGCCCUGAGAAUCAACCGCUCUCUGGCUCGUCUGGACGUGGACCUCACACCCUCACAGGAGCAGGAUGAGUUCCUGAAGGAGACUGAGACCCAACUCCAGACAGAGAUCGCACAGCGCUGCCUCGCCAACGCUAGCAGCUCCAGCCUCCAAACAGAAACCUCUGAGACCUCAACAACCAACCAAUGAGCUGACAGCACAGCCUGAACACACACACGUACACACGCACACACACACACACACACACACACACAGAUCACCUUACAGUCACCACAUGUAUUCAGUCACCAUCUCCCAGUGUUCCCAGUGUUCCCAGUCUAAACAGCUGACGAUAAUAAUAAUUCCACUGCAAAUAAUCACAAACAUGAGACUCCAGAUCUGGCUAAUAAAGACGGAGUAGAGCUCCCUGAUGGAACAUCGCUUCCUUGUUGCUUCCAGCCUGAUGUUCCCAGUUGAUCACUGUUUUCCAUACAGCAGUUUAUCAGCUCACUCCAAACCUGAACAGAAAUGAAGAGAACUCACCCAGCCCUAGCCCUAUGAACCGUAACCAUACCUAACCCUACUAAGCCUAUCCCUACUAACCCUAAACCCGACUGACCCUACUAACCCUACUAACCCUACUGACCCUACUAACCCUACUGACCCUACUAACCCUACUGACCCUACUAACCCUACUGACCCUACUGACCCUUAUCCUACAAACCCUAGAAACCCUAACCCUACUGUUAAAACUGGUGCUAGGUGAUGAUUCAGGUGGGUUGGUGUCACCUUGGUGUGUUGGUAAGAACAAUUCUGGAGUCGAACUGGUAACACACUUAUUAAUUCACCAUACCAUGCUGCUUCAAACACAAAUUAAAUGCAAUACAAUAAAACAAACACUACUCAGAUUUAACGCAAAUACACAUCAAUGGUGCGUCUUAAAGUUCUAAAAUGCUUAACACUGAAAUAAUAAUAAUCAAACGCAAGAAAUAGCAACAAGGGUAGCACAAAUCUGGCAGUGAAAGCGACUUAUAGGUCGUCAAUAACACACACACACCACUCCAACGUAUUCCUGACUCUGCUGUUAAGUCUCCUCUGCUGCACAGUCUAUGCACCGCACACACUCAAGCAUGCCUCCACUCCACUGCUGUCCAUCACCUACACACGUGAUGUGCACGGGAUCCAGCCCUUAACAUGCAUGCACGGGCGAUGCACAGUUCUUUUUGGUCUUUCCAACACCUACUAACCAUACUAACCAUAACCCUACUAGCCCUAACCCUACUAACCGUACUAGCCCUGACCACUGCACCUCUUCUAAAAUUAACUAAUAAAUACUGCAUUAUUACUGAAGCAUCCUUCCUUACAGAGUGGUGAUUCCAUGGUGCAGAUCUUCACCCUCUACUGGAGGUUUCUGGUGCUGCUAUUUCACUGUCAUGUGUGUUGUUAUGUUGUGUGUGUGUGUGGUGUGAGGUCCAGUGUGUCUGCAGCCCUGUGAAUGGUUCUUUUAUCCAUGGAUGGUCUAACUAUUGAGCUGAAUAAAUGGCCUGUAUCCUGUGAUCUGCUGAUGUGACUGAAUGAGGACCACCUCCCCUCCACCAACCAUCAGCAGAUCCACUGAUUGACAGAUGAGAUAUCUGAGAUUCACACCCAGUGCACCUCUACAUACAUCCACACCCUUAGAUGACACUCCACUGCCCCCUGGGCCAGAGUGGGAGGUGUGUGCGAUUAUUUGGUGUGUGUGGAAGCAGACUGAUAGCAGUGUGUGACUCACCCUCCCACCCCCAGUCCUCCCUGAUGUUUCAGUCGCCAUCUCCCACCUCCUUCUUCUCCACCUUCAUCAUCGCCCAUGUGGGCAUGGCGCCCUCCCAACCUCCCUCUCCUCCAGCCAAACAGGUCCCAGGACCUCAUUUCCAGCCCAGGUCCUCUCACUGGUGUCCCCCCCU